This is a messenger RNA of Liolophura sinensis, 2514 nucleotides long. Its product is annotated as phospholipase A-2-activating protein-like. Gene Ontology annotation, molecular function: ubiquitin binding. Gene Ontology annotation, cellular component: cytoplasm; nucleus. Gene Ontology annotation, biological process: proteasome-mediated ubiquitin-dependent protein catabolic process; ubiquitin recycling. NCBI's taxonomy places the organism in Eukaryota, Metazoa, Mollusca, Polyplacophora, Chitonida, Chitonidae. Bases 12 to 2369 code for a protein of 785 amino acids. The transcript is spliced from 12 exons. The record is from RefSeq and is a predicted model, not a curated record.
CUUAAAAUAAAAUGGAAGCGUCCUACAAAUUGCGAUGUAAUGUUGUUGGUCAUGAAAAAGAUGUACGUGCUCUUGCUCCCACAAUCUUUCCACUCGGUGGAUUUGUCUCGGGCUCACGUGACAUAACUGCUCGAAUCUGGACACCAAAUGAACAUGACAUUGAUUUCAUGGAGGCCCACCGUGUUAGUGGUCACUCCAACUUCAUAGCAGCUGUGUGCGUCAUGCCCCCUGAUGAUACCUACCCACACGGACUGAUCUUCACAGGCAGUAAUGACUCGACUAUACUCGCCUUCAGUCUUGAAUCCCCGGAGCCUGUACUUAAACUGGAAGGCCAUACUGGCACAGUGUGCUCCCUAGCGACUGGAAAGUUUGGCACCCUUCUCAGUGGUUCCUGGGAUACCACAGCAAAGAUCUGGCUUAAUGCAAAGUGUAUGAUGACACUCUCAGGUCAUUCUGCAGCAGUGUGGGCCGUGGCUAUACUCCCUGAACAGGGCAUACUUCUUACUGGCUCAGCUGACAAAACCAUCAAAAUGUGGAAAGCUGGACGAUGUGAAAAGACAUUUAGUGGCCAUGAGGACUGUGUUCGUGGCUUGGCUGUGCUCUCAGGGGCUGAGUUUCUCUCCUGCUCAAACGACGCGACAGUGCGACGAUGGCUGGUCUCUGGGGAAUGCGUACAUACAUACUAUGGACACAGUAACUACAUUUACAGCAUUGCCGUGUUGCCCAAUGGGGAGGACUUUGUGACGGGGGGUGAGGAUCGAACCCUGAAGGUGUGGAAAUCUGGGGAGUGUGUGCAGACCAUCGCACACCCCACAGAGUCUGUCUGGGCCGUGUGCUGUCUGUCUAACGGAGAUGUAGUGACAGGGGCCAGUGAUGGAAUCAUCCGUGUGUUCAGCACGUGCCCAGACAGAGUUGCUGCCCCUGAAAUCCAGGUGGCUUUUGAGGAGCAGGUGGCUGCUUCCACCAUUCCCACUCAGAUUGGUGAUAUCAAGGUUUCUGACUUACCCGGUCCAGAGGCACUGCUGAACCCAGGUGACAGAGAUGGGCAGUCCAAGAUGGUUCGUGAGGACAACUCAGUACAGAUGUAUAACUGGAGUGCAAGAGAGAGUCGCUGGGUGAAGAUUGGGGCUGUUGUAGGUUCUAGUGGGGGUUCUCAGGCUAGCUCAGGCAAAGUCCUCUACGAAGGAAAGGAGUAUGACUAUGUGUUUGAUGUGGAGCUCCAGGAAGGCAGCCCCCCUCUCAAGCUGCCCUACAACAUCGCUGAAGACCCUUGGUUUGCUGCUCAGAACUUCCUCCACAAAAAUGAUCUGAGUCAGCUGUUUCUGGACCAGGUGGCCAACUUUAUACAGGAGCAGACCAAGGGGGUGACUCUUGGUCAGGCUCAGCCUAAAGUCUCUGACCCCUUCACAGGGGGUACCCGCUACGUGCCAGGGUCUGACUCGAGUGGCUCUCUACCCCAGUCUCAAGGAGCUGACCCCUUCACGGGUCAAGGCAGGUAUAUCCCUUCAUCAGGUUCAGCCUCAUCCAAACCUGCUGACCCCUUCACAGGUUCCUCUAGCUACCAGCCCUCUGCAUCAAGCUCCAGUACCCAGAACACCUACUUCCCCCGCAGACAGUUCCUGCUCUUUGAGGCAGUCAAUCCUGCUCAGAUCAUGGGAAAAGUCAAAGAGUUCAAUGAGAAGGUUGAGCCAGGUUUGAAGCUGGAUGUACAGAAGGUGAACGAUUUAAACACAAAGUUCACAGCAGGUUCCCUCUCAGAACAAGAUUUGCCUAUGUUGGUGUCCUUACUACAAUGGCCUGCAGAUGUCUUAUUCCCUGUACUGGACAUUCUACGAGCGGUGAUCAGGCAACCAGCUGUUAACCAGUAUUUCUGUUCCACUGGACUAACCAGCUUGGAAGAAGUCAUUAAGUACAUAUCUCCUGGUGCCUCUGCACCUAAUCAAAUGCUCAGCCUAAGGGUCAUGUGUAACCUCUUCAGCCAAUCAACAGGAGAGAAGUUUAACAUGAAGCACCGUGACACAAUUCUAGGUGCAGCUGUGAACUGUUUACAGGGAAGCACAAAAAACAUUCAGGUUGCGCUAACAACUUUGCUGUUGAACUAUAGUGUGUCUCUGGUUAGAACACCAGACGAGGAGUUCAAACCUCAGUGUGUUAGUGCAUGCAUCCAGGUGCUUAGUCAUCCACAGCUGGACCCCGAGGCUAUAUUUCGCAUUCUUGUGGCCCUGGGCACACUAUUGGAAGACGACCCAACCAGUCUUGCUGUAGCCAGGUCAUUAGAUAUUCAGAAUUUACUUCAACCAUUGUCCAAUCAUCCAGAGCCAAAGAAAGUGUCAGAGUGCUCUACACUUUUACUAUCGCUGCUAUCUUGACUUCAGCAAAAUUUAACCUGAUCAAGAGAUGUGAUACAGAUUUUUUUUAAACGAACAAUUUAUUUAAUUAUAAUAAUAUGAUGUGUGACAAUGUACUACACAAUCUGAAUGGUGUUACCGUACAAUAAAAAAGUGCUCUAAUAAA